Molecule: messenger RNA, 3548 nt
Organism: Mesitornis unicolor (brown roatelo)
Lineage: Eukaryota; Metazoa; Chordata; Aves; Mesitornithiformes; Mesitornithidae
Gene: UMODL1
Product: uromodulin-like 1
Cellular component (GO): extracellular region
Molecular function (GO): protein binding; calcium ion binding; peptidase inhibitor activity
Source: RefSeq, a predicted model, not a curated record
AUGGCCAGGAUCACUCUUAUUUCUGUUUUCAUCCUCUGGGCAGCCACAAGGCAGGGAAGGGGAGAUGAAAUUACAGAAAAAAGCCUCUCUUCGCUAGGAUACCAUCUGUGCAACUAUAGCCUGACCAAAAAUGUGUUUAAAGUGGUUACCUACCAAAAGUCCUAUGAAAAAAGCACUUCCUGUGGAGGAUGGAUACCAUGGAUGAUGUGUCCCCGGUCGUACUAUAAAACACAGUAUCAUACUGUUGAAGUCCCUGAAACUAUCACUCCUACAGAUUGCUGUGAAGGAUAUGAACAAGUUGGACUCUACUGCUCUUUAGCACUCAACAGAUCCAAUGUAUUUGCCUCAAGACCUGGUAUUUGUCCAAUGGAGAAUAUGGAGACAUCUGAUUAUCCUUGCACGUUCGAUACUGAAUGUCCAGGGCUUAAAAAAUGCUGCAACUCAUCCAAGGGAGCAGGCUGUGUGGAUCCAAUGCCAGAGGGAGGAACAUUCUGAUACAACAUAACAGUGCUUGUGAAAAUAGAUUUUAAUGAAUUAAUCAGAGUCGAUUUCCACCUUCUGAAUCAUUCACGCCUUUUGCACUCCAUGAUUACCAGUGCAUUACAGCCCUUGAACACCUCUGUGUACCAUAUCCAGAGUAACCGUGCAGAAGUAUACGCUGAGACAGUGGCUUCUCAGGUUCUCGUUGAACUGUACCAACCAGAUCCACUAGCAGAGGUUUCUUCUUCCUUGAAGGACAUUGUGAAGCGCGCGUAUGAAGUGAUUGACACAGAAGUGCAAGAUGUCAAUGAAUGCUCCUACACUGAAUUCAACACUUGUCCUGAGAAAAACACUUGCAUAAAUCUGGAGGGUUAUUACAGCUGUCAGGAACAUGCAGAUGUGGAACCUCACCAGCUGAGCACAGGAAAGGAAGGCAUGACAGCAUCUACUCUAAGUUCAGCGCUGGAUCACAUUAACACUAGCAAUAGCUCUCUGUCUAUAAGUAAUUCAGGUCUCUUGUCCAUGACUAACCAAUCCUCAAAUGCUGCGUGCUAUCCCUCUGCAGUUAGAAACCACCGAAUCUUCAGUGUUGCCAGCAACAGUUUUGAAAUGUCCUGGCAUGUCACUUCUACUCUGAACCAUACUUUCCAAGUGCAAGUGUUCAAGGACAGAGAGAUUGUACGAGACCUAAAGAUAGAGGAAAUGAAAAUGGAUGUAUCUGGACUGGAAGCAGGUGUGAUGUAUUCAGUAGAGAUCAGCUAUGAAACCUGUGGAGAAACCAGCAUCUCCCAUCAAAAUGUUAAAACAGAGGCCAAGAUAUUUGGUGUUACUAUGAGGAUUCUCAACUACAACUUCACUGAUGAUUUUCAUAAUGUCAGCAGCUCAGCAUAUGAAGAAUUUUCAAGAGUGUUGCUUACAGAGCUUGAAAAAUAAUUUCCACCCAACAUUUCUGCUUUAUACAAUUCUGGGAAGCUGAAAGUGCAGACUGAAUCCCUGCGUGCUGGAAGCAUCAUUGUGAGACUCAGAAUCACUGUGCAGGACCCCGAGUUCCAAGUUGAUGCCUCCACGUUUUCCCUGGUGCUAUCUUACCUGUACGAUGGCUCUGCACUUGUGGUGGAUCAGCAAAACAUUGCAGUAGAAGAAUGGAAUGGAUGUGCUUCUCACACCGAGAAUGACUGCUCUGUGUUUGCAGAGUGUAUCAAUUUAAUGGGCUCGUACCUGUGCAGGUGCAGGACAACCAUGGAUACCAACCCAUCCCGACCUGGAAGAAACUGUGAGGGUGGAAUUGUGGACCCUCUCACUGAAACGGUGGCUCCUGAAGUAGCACACAGCACAGAUUUUGCUCCUGAAGACAUAAGCCUUGCAGCCCCUGCUUCUCCUGUCACCACUGAAAUGGUAGCUGCUGUAGGCUCUGAGAUGAGCACCACUGUACACCUCCCUGCUGCACUGUCCCUGGAUGAAAAGCAAGUGCCCCGCAGACAUUCUCCUACCAGCGCUCCUCCAGCCUCUUGGAAAAAAGCCUUGGCACCACAGAUGGACUUUGGCCCAAUGGCCAUGGGGAUCACAGCCAGUGAGGCUGAGCAUUCAGUGAGCGCAGAGCAUUCAGUGGCCAUAAGUCUGUCGCAGCAAAGCUCCACUGCAGAGGCUUCCCCUGGCUUAACACAAGUGGAUGCUCUAACAAAUGCGUCCAUGGGGACAGCCGAGCAAGAGCAACUCAGUUUGCUAUUGCAGACGUCAUUGAAUCAAACCACCUCUGCUAUCACUAGAAGUCACACGGCUUUUGGUGUGCCUCAAGCCAACUCUCAAAGUGGUCCUGGCACAGCUCUGCCAGUCACAAGGGUUGCUGUGGAUCCCAACCUCAACACCACUCUCAGAGCACAGGUAGAGAUGGGAAGAGAGAACAGCUCUUGGUCUGAGGAAUACCCUGGAGCCCUGGGGUCACCGGCUUGGUCAGGUGCCUCUCCAGCUGUCAGCCCGACACCAGGCCCAGCCAUGGACCGCAUUGUCCAGAAGCUUAGUGGCAUAGUACAUAUAACAAAUGUGAAAUACUCUCCAGGCUUUAGCAAUGCAAGCAGUGAGGAAUAUCAAACCUUUGCACAGCUCUUUGUUGAUGAAGUACAUAAAUCUCUGCCCCUUGAGGUUCUUCAGCAGAUGGAUGCUGGACUGAUUAAAGUGUUGAUAAAAGGUAUUACUAAUGGAAGCACAGUGGUAAGUUUCAAUUUGCUGAUUGCAGAAGAUGUGGAUAUCUACUACAUCAUCACCAUUUUUCGUGAUGCCUUUGAACACAGCUCCUAUUUCACAGUUGACAAGAGCAGUCUCUCCAUAAGCGAUUAUGAUGAGUGCAAAAGUGAAGAAGAUGACUGCUCCCCGGAUGCAUCAUGUCAUAACACACUUGGGUAUUACCAGUGCAGCUGCAAUGAAGGAUUUGCUGAUGUGCGUCCAGAAAGGCCUGGAAGAAGCUGUGAAGCAUUUCCUGUCAGCCAGGAGGCAACAUUGAUGGAUAGGAAACCUGUACACAACACGGUUUCACCUGAAACACCUUUGCAAACUUCAAACCAUGUUUCCUCCCAUGCUUCAUCAGACUUCUCUACUGAUGAGCACAAAGCUCUGGAGGACACCACGUUCUCCAGCACAAUGCAGCUUCCUCUCACCAUGGAUGCUGUGUCAAUACCAGAUGCUUCUCCUCAAACAUGUCCUGUCUCCACCAUUAAACCUGCCCAGGAAAUUUCCAUUAAAGAUGCAGUGAGAGUGUUCUGUGAAAUCGAGAAGAUCAUCCUUGCUGUCCAGAAGAGAUUUUUACAGCAGCAGUCUAUCCCAGAAAUCUCUUUGUACCUGGGGGAGCCUCGCUGCAAUGUGAGGAUCAGCAAUGGCACUCACGUUGUGCUGCAGGCAGGCUGGAGUGACUGUGGCACUGAAGUUGAGGCUAACAUGACUAACAUCAUAGUGAAAACCAUUCUCCGGAAUGAUGUUUCUACUCAAGGAGUAAUCAACCAUUUAAAAGUUGCCAGUCCCAUUCACUGUGUGUUUCAGAAUGAUGUCUUGGCUUCCUCUGGAUACACUGCAGAAGG